Messenger RNA from Arachis ipaensis, 513 nucleotides. The record is from RefSeq and is a predicted model, not a curated record. NCBI's taxonomy places the organism in Eukaryota, Viridiplantae, Streptophyta, Magnoliopsida, Fabales, Fabaceae.
AUGUUUGCUACUUCAUUAGGGGAUAGUGGUUUGUUUGAUCUGAAGACUAUUAGGAGGCGGUUUUCUUGGUACAGGAGGGUGAAAAAUUAUGUUGACGUGGCAAAAAAGCUUGAUCGAGUCUGUAUAAAUAGUAAUUGGUUAUCUAUCUUUCUAGAGGCUUGUGCAGAAGUUUUAAAUAGGCUUCAGUCUGAUCAUUGCCCUAUUCUGGUGCGUUGUAAAGGUCGUCCUCAGCCUAAAGAGAAUCGACCUUUCCGAUUUGUUGCUACUUGGGAUACUCAUCCUGGGUAUAGGGAUAUUGUGAACCAGUCAUGGUGGUUUGAACAAACAUCCAUACGUAUGGAUCCGCUGUGGCAUGGAGCAUGUUGCGACUCCUGGCUUCGUUCUUCUGUGGACUGCGCACUUAAAAGCCUGGCAGCGCAGGUUGUAGCAGAUGGUUAUCAGAGUGUAUCGGCUGUUUACAUUAAGAAAGUUAAUGUGAGUGUGCGAUUAUGGGAUUUUUGGGAAGUGGGCUGA